This is a messenger RNA of Naumovozyma dairenensis CBS 421, 222 nucleotides long. RefSeq names its product Ty1/Copia family ribonuclease HI. The transcript has a single exon. The record is from RefSeq and is a predicted model, not a curated record. NCBI's taxonomy places the organism in Eukaryota, Fungi, Ascomycota, Saccharomycetes, Saccharomycetales, Saccharomycetaceae. Bases 1 to 222 code for a protein of 73 amino acids.
AUGACGUGGUUAUAUAACCUUUUAGAACAUAUGGGAUAUCCACUCUCAGACAACUUGUUGAUGGUAGAUAACGAGCCCGCUAUAAGGCUAACAUCACACCCCAUUCUGCACUCUAGGACAAACCAUAUUAAGUUAAGAUAUCAUAAGAUCAUAGAAGCUGUUGAAGAUGGCGUCGUCAAAAUGGAAUAUAUUAACACAUGGAUCAAGUGGCUAGUAUGUUAA